UUUGCUUGAAUUAUCUGGCAAGAUGAUCAGCUAUAUUCAUAGUUCAACAGGUAAGCUCACACAUAAACAGAGCCCUAUAAAGGGGAUUAACAACCAUAAUAGGAGAUGACCAAAGCUCUAUAUUUGAUAUCCUUGAUCAUUUACUGCAGAUAGACAUAUCAUUACUCGAAAACCAGCUUGAUGUCAUUUGGCCAAUAAUGUUGAAUCCGGACGAUCAAGCGGAGAGCUCUUGUGCACGAUUUGCAACAUCAGUCCUAAACGUUUACACUGCCUCAAGACAAAUGGACGUAUUUUUGGACGAGCUGCUUGAACAUAUCUGUCGAUUGCAACUAUCAGAUUUAAACAUGUUAAAGAAGCCUUUAUUUAAAAGUGACUUUCUGGAUCUAUUCUCUCAGUCAACAUGCAACAAUUACAUGCCAAUAGAACAGAUUUUAAGCAUAUUCAAUCACUUUUCUCAAAAGCUCAACCAGCAAGCUCAGUCUCCAAAUGUCAACUUCAUAUCGAUUUACUUCUGUAGAUUUAUAUCCUCUCUCAAGCCAAGUACUCAACAGCGCCAAAGAUUUCAAGAACCAUCUCUUGAACUUUUUAAAACAUUUAUCAAGCCUAGUUUGACUCGCAUGAAUACAUUCAUACCAGCCAUACAGGUUCAUUCGGUCUUGACGCGUGUGUUUUGCGAAAACUAUACACAAAAGCUAGAGUCAGCCGACCUUGCUUCGAUUGAAUCAUCUAUCACGUCUACUUUUGAACAAUCCAAAGAAGGCAGCAACAACGAAGCCUGCAUGAGAACAGCGCUCUGUGUAAGUUGCUUUGUUGUUUAGAAUGAAAAAGUCUCACAGCUUUCUGAUUAGUGCAAUGCUCUGCUCCAACACGUUUAUUACCAUACGUUGUUAUUUAAGUCUAGUUCUCAGCGACUUGAUCUAGUGCUCGAUUUUAUAUUUGAUGAAAGCGAUGCAUGGUAUAUACAUGCUACAUGGGACGGGUCUAUUUUGAAUAUUCAUAGUAAAGUGCAAGCAAAAUUGGCUUGCUGGAAGUUACUCACUGAUGACUGGUUUGAGCCCUUAUCUCGAUGUCUGGAUAAAGAUCAAGCCAAGACAUUUAUGCACAUCAUU
This is a messenger RNA of Rhizopus microsporus ATCC 52813, 1109 nucleotides long. RefSeq lists its product as uncharacterized. The record is from RefSeq and is a predicted model, not a curated record. Bases 198 to 818 code for a protein of 206 amino acids. The transcript has 4 exons. Lineage: Eukaryota; Fungi; Mucoromycota; Mucoromycetes; Mucorales; Rhizopodaceae.